Mizuhopecten yessoensis (Yesso scallop) is the source of this 2446-nucleotide messenger RNA. RefSeq lists its product as uncharacterized. Gene Ontology annotation, molecular function: hexosyltransferase activity. The record is from RefSeq and is a predicted model, not a curated record. Bases 135 to 2237 code for a protein of 700 amino acids. The transcript has 2 exons. Gene Ontology annotation, cellular component: membrane. NCBI's taxonomy places the organism in Eukaryota, Metazoa, Mollusca, Bivalvia, Pectinida, Pectinidae.
UACAGUUCACACUACCUGGACAGUCUCGGGUGGACAUUGGUCACUCUGUUGGACAGUGCCGUACGGAACAAACGAAAGCUCGAUACAGACGGAGGGAAAUCGGCAGGACCGGUCUACCACGUCAAAGAUAUAACAUGAGCAUGAACAGACUUCGAAUCCAAAUGACUUCAAAGUGCCGCAGAAGCAAGAAUGUAGUGAUAUUUUUAGUGUGUUUGGCUACCCUCUACGGCAUCCUCGCCCCCAGCGCACCAACAAACUCCCAUGCAGCUACGCAGUCAAAUUAUGCAGACAGAGUUCCAUCAUUGAACUUAAACAGCAGACCCCUAUUUGUCCUAGGAAUGUUGACACCACAUACGCAUACCGACUACAGAGAUACGCAACGAUCGACAUGGCUAUCCACUAUACAACAGUUAAAACCAGAGCUUCCUUUUGAAAUAGAAUACAAGUUUCUUAUAGAUCGACCUACACAUGAUACAGUAUUGGAAAACAAAAAGUACAACGAUAUUGUUUUUCUUAAUGCAACUAGCGAAGGCAGGGGCGUAAAAUUUGGAGAGAAGCUGUAUUUGUGGUUUAAAUACAUUCAUGAACAUUUUCCGGAUGCCUUACUUGGGGCAAAAGUAGAUGAUGACACGUUUCUUUGUGUUCCGCAGAUUUUUAAGAGACUCGAUGAACUCAAAUCAACGACGUUGUAUUAUGGGUGGACACAUGGUAAAGGAAAAAGAGUCACUAUGGAUACACGUAUGGAUGAAAUGUUUGUAGUUCUCGGUAAAGAUUUGGUAGAAAGAAUCGCCAAGCGUAAAUAUUGUACCGGAAAGAAAUGCGAUGCUAAAACAGAUUUAAUAGAUACCAACUUUGGCGGGACAUCGUUAGGAUCUUGGCUGUCAAUAUACGAUGACAUCGACUUCCAACCUGAUAACAAAAGGAUUGUUCAUAUGGGUCGUGGCCAGGAAGCAGCGUUACUGCAAAAUAUAAAGCCGGGCUUCUGUUCGAAAUAUGUCCUUAACCAUAAAUCGUCUGUAGAUGCCAUGAAAAAACUGCAUGGACAUAACAAACAUGUACUGUCUUCAUCCGGUGGAUUUGUUGGUGCUGUGACAGGAUCAUUGUUUUCGGGUGAUGUUGUACGGGCACUACCACAACAGUCACUAACAAAUAGACACACGUAUUUGGCAGCCUUAGACAAGAUGUCAGCGUACGAUAAUUGGGCUGUUGUUACGACGAUCUUCUCUCCUGCUAAAGCUGUGAAAGAAAUAGCCUCACAGUCAAAUUGGUGCUUAGUAAUAGUGGCUGACGCGAAAACACCACCAGAGGAUAAAUACCUUUCUGAAAUGGGAAUAAAUGAGACUUCUUCAAACAGAGUCAAAUAUCUUUCAGUGAAAGAACAAAGCAUACUUUAUCCUUUAUUAUCGGACAUUAUACCAAUCAACCACUUUGGAAGAAAAAAUAUAGGAUAUAUGUAUGCUAUACAUCACAAAGCUAAAUAUAUUUGGGAUUUCGAUGAUGAUAAUAUUGGAACAGUUGAUUUAAAUGAUUUCAAAACUGAUGCUUCUUUUUCUUAUGUCACAGUUUGCAAAGGUACACAGCAUGUUCUUCUGAACCCUUAUCCCUAUUUCGGAGUGAAAGAAACCUAUACCUGGCCGAGAGGGUUUCCACUGGAAGAUAUUAAAAACAAAAAGACACUACCUAAACUGUGUAACUCACGUGAUUCCUUUAGUCUUGGCAUAGUACAAUCAUUAGCAAAUCAGCAACCUGACAUCGAUGCUGUUUAUAGAAUGACACGCGAUGCUCCUUUUGACUUUCUUGCGACACGAAAAUCGCACACGCCAUUCGUUUUGCCCAGAAAUACGUAUGCACCAUUCAAUGCUCAGGCAACGCUCUGGUUAGCACCCGCAUUUCCUUAUAUGGCAUUACCUAUCAGUGUAAAUGGACGUGUUAGCGAUAUUUGGAGAGGUUACGUAGCACAACAUUUUCUUCACAGAAAGGAUGUUCGAUUAGCAUUUUCGCCUCCUUAUGUGACUCAAGAAAGAAACGCUCAUAACAGUUUGAGAGAUUUCAAUGCAGAGUUAGAUUUGUACCAGAAAAGUAAACAAUUAGUCGGGUUUCUUUCGUCAACACAAGCUGAUUAUCCAGCAGACAUUUCAGAAAUGUACAAAAGUUUGUAUACGAGAAAAUAUUUAGAACAACUCGAUAUUCAAUUCGCUGAGGCAUGGACAAUGACAUUAGCAAGCAUAAACCAAUAGAUUAACACUAUAUAUACUAGAUGAACAAACGGUACUUUCGGACAUUAAUUCUUGUUCAUAUGUAUGAUCAUUUAUAAUUACAAAUAACUCAACAUAAAUCUAACCGACGUUAUUACUAGAUUAUAUCGCUCUUGUGUGAUAUUAAACUCUCAACAUGUUGAUGUUGUCAUUGUGUAUAUGUCAUGAUGAUGAUGUUUGUCAUUGUGUAU